CCUUCAUCCGGUCUCUACUCUUUCUCCUCCCUUACUUUCCCAUGAGCCCACGUGUGCUGAGUUCGGAGGUGGUCUGAAGUUUGCGCGCGCUUCGCUCGCUUGGAGUUUGUCUAUGCCCUCCGCCGGCCCGGAGCCGUGCGACUGACAUCAGGGGCUCCCUAGGGGCCGCUCCCCCACCCCCCAGCUUCUCCGUGGGAUCGGCGCGCACGGGGGGCCGCCAGGCCUCUCGCACCCCAGCCUCGCCAUGUUGGUGCUGUUUGAGACGGCGGCCGGCUACGCCAUCUUCAAGGUUCUAAAUGAGAAGAAACUCCAAGAGGUGGACAGUUUGUGGAAAGAAUUUGAAACUCCAGAGAAAGCAAAUAAAAUAGUAAAACUAAAACAUUUUGAGAAGUUCCAGGACACAACUGAAGCAUUAGCAGCCUCCACAGCUUUGGUAGAAGGUAAACUGAGUAAGAAUUUAAAGAAAGUCCUGAAGAAGAUAGCUGCAAAAGAAGCCCAUGAGCAGCUGGCUGUAGCUGAUGCCAAACUGGGGGGUGUCAUAAAGGACAAACUGAACCUCAGUUGUAUCCAUAGUCCUACUAUAACUGAACUAAUGAGAGGAAUCCGCUCGCAGAUAGAAGGAUUAAUCACCGGCCUUCCAUCUCGGGAAAUGGCCGCUAUGUGUCUAGGAUUGGCGCACAGCCUCUCUCGGUACAAGCUGAAAUUUAGUGCUGAUAAAGUGGAUACCAUGAUUGUUCAGGCAAUCUCUUUAUUAGAUGACCUGGAUAAAGAACUGAAUAACUACAUUAUGCGAUGUAGAGAAUGGUAUGGUUGGCAUUUCCCUGAAUUGGGAAAAAUCAUUACAGAUAACUUAACUUACUGCAAAUGUUUGCGGAAAGUUGGAGACAGGCAGAACUUUGCUGCUUCAGAUCUUUCUGAAAUUUUGUCAGAGGAAGUUGAAGCUGAAGUGAAAGCAGCUGCAGAGAUUUCUAUGGGAACUGAAGUUUCUGAGGAAGACAUAAACAAUAUCUUACACCUCUGUAACCAGGUGAUUGAGAUCUCAGAGUAUCGAAACCAACUGUACGAGUAUCUCCAAAACAGGAUGAUGGCUAUAGCCCCCAAUGUGACAGUCAUGGUCGGUGAGCUAGUUGGAGCUAGGCUUAUCUCUCAUGCAGGUUCCCUUUUGAAUUUGGCAAAGCAUGCAGCUUCCACUGUGCAGAUACUAGGAGCUGAGAAGGCCCUCUUUAGAGCCUUGAAGACGAGACGGGAUACCCCUAAAUAUGGCCUAAUUUAUCAUGCUUCCCUUGUGGGCCAAAGCACCCCCAAAAACAAAGGAAAAAUUUCUCGAAUGUUGGCAGCCAAGACUGCUUUGGCUAUCCGUUAUGAUGCUUUUGGAGAGGAUUCUAGUGCUGAGAUGGGAAUUGAGAACAGAGCCAAAUUAGAAGCUCGGCUGAGGCAUUUGGAAGAGAGAGGGAUAAGAAAAAUCAGUGGCACAGGAAAGGCAUUAGCAAAAACAGAAAAGUAUCUCCAUAAAAGUGAAAUAAAAACUUAUGAUCCGUCUGGUGACUCAACUCUUCCAACAUUGUCUAAGAAACGCAAGUUUCAAGAAGCAUCAGAAGAACAAGAUGAUGAACCGAAGGUUGAAGUGAAAGCAAAAAAAGCCAAGAUUGUCGAAGUUAAAGAGGAAGAAGAAGAAGUAGAAAUUGAUUCUGCAAAGAAGAAAAAGAAAAAGGAUAAAAAGGAAAAAAAGAAGAAAAUAAAAGAAGAAACUCCUUCAGAAGAAGAGCCAUCCACUAGUAUAGUCAUUGAAAGCCAGAAAAAAAGAAGAAAAAGAAAAAAAAGAAAGAAACUGUGGACGUGUGACGUGGAACAGCUUAAAGGUUUUGAUAACUUGAAUAGAUUCUCCUUCCAAUUCAGCUUGGCGCAUGCCAUAGAUGGUCUUUGAAAUAUCAGGACAAGAGGACAAAACGUAUCUUCUAUGGCUUUCAGUCUUGAACCGGACACUUAAUUUUUGACAUUUUCUCUCAUUAAAAAAAAAAAUCCCCUUCCAAUUCCUAGAGUCUUUGAUAUACAAGUAAAGAUAUUUUCUUUGUAUCAUGA
Phascolarctos cinereus (koala) is the source of this 2079-nucleotide messenger RNA. The record is from RefSeq and is a predicted model, not a curated record. NCBI's taxonomy places the organism in Eukaryota, Metazoa, Chordata, Mammalia, Diprotodontia, Phascolarctidae.